AUGAUGGAAAGCUUUGAAGUUCACUCCAAGGACUUCUUGGUGAAAUGGAUCAAUGUUCCGGAUUCAUCAGUGGUGAAGUGGCAAGUUAAACCAUUGAAGAAAUCAAUUUUAUUCAGCAUCUAUCGCAAGAUAGGGUCUUUUAGUGCAGGCACUCAUGAUGAGAAGAAAAAGAAGAUCCCACUCGAGGAAAAGCUUUCCAACUCCAAUUUACAAUUGUUGCAAGACAUGGGAAAGUUGAGUGCUAAUGAAUUACACCAGAACGAGUUUGUCGUUAAAGAUGGCGAUGGUGGUGUGUAUGCAUUUGUGUUUGAUAACACGUUUUCCAAAAGUGUCAGCAAGAAAGUGCUUUUUGCUCAAUUUAUUGAGCCAAUGAUUCAAGAGUUGGUUUCAGAAUCGAACUCUGUAUUGAGCAUUCCGGCUGUCUGCGCUAGCCCAAUAAUUGAAGAAUCAAAUCAUAGUUUCUCUGCCCCUGCUCCACGUUCUUUAAGUCAAUCAUCUCAACCCUUGUCAAGAAGACCAUCUUCUAAUGUUAAUAACCCUGAGGCUGUGAAACCUCGUUUUAUGAGUGGCUCAGGCAAUAGAGAUAGAUCCGCUUCGGUGUACACCUUAUCCAAUUUGUUGAAUGAUCAAAGUACCGGAAACGACAAUGAAGAUUUCCAGAUUCUUAAACAGUUACAAGAUUUGCAGAAUUCUAGUAAUGCCGCCACUUCUCCUACGAUACCCAGCUUCAAGGCAACCAAUGGAAGUCUGAUGGACUUGAAUUUUGAGCCACCUCAUGGUGCUUCCAAGUUUCGCAAAAAGUCGAGCCAUUCCUCAUUACUGCACAGACGCAGAUCCAACUCUACCACUUCGGUAAGGACAAGUAAAUCUAACAAAAACAAGAACGAGGCCUCAAACAUUAAUAACAGUAGUACUCUAGAGCCUUUUAACAUCAAUCUAUUGAAAAACACUGUUCUUACAUCUAAAAAUGGACAGUAUAUUGAGGGCAAUUUGCUUAAAAGAAAAAGAAAGAAGAAUUCCAGAUCGUACUCUAAAAGAUUCUUUUCUUUGAACUUCAAACAAGGAGUGCUUGAAUACAGAAUGAAUGAUCAAUCUUCUGCCACACGUGGCUCGAUGCAUAUCAAACUAGUGGAAAUCACCGCUAAUCGAAAGAAUAAAGAGAUCACUAUUGAUUCUGGUUUAGAAAUUUGGCAUUUGAAAGCUUUGAAUGAAGUCGAUUGGGAAAUAUGGGUUAGUUCCUUGGAUAUCAUCAGAUUGCGAGCUAACUAUAAUAAUAAUGCUAGUGACGAGGCUCCAAAGGCUAUUAUUAAUAAUGAAAAUACAUUGAUUGGCAAUUUGACAGAGUUGCGAGAUAAAUUGCAAAUAACCAAGAAAUCUGCCUCAAUUAUUCUCGGUGAUCUCAACGAAAAUAUGCAGUCCAUGAAUGGAAAUGCGUCACCUAAAAUAUCAAGUUAUUCCCAACCGACAUCUUUAGGCCAAUUGCAUCAUAAGAAUUCUAGUUCGUCGUUCAACUCGACUGACUCAAAAGAAAGCAAAUCUUUUUUUAGAAGACCUUCAGUGAAUAAUGGGAAUCUUUCUCACUCUUUAUCCAGCGCCAUCAAUAGAUCUAACCUGUCAAUUAACGAACUGGUCUCUGAACCUGUGGCUGCUAAAAAAUUACAGAGCUCUCUCAAGAAUACAAAAGAUCUUUGUGUCAAGCUCUCAGAAAUGAGUGAUUUGUUAACACGUAUCCUUGAAACAGUAAAGCUUUCCGAGGAACCUAUAGCUGAAAAAAAGCUAAACAAAAGAAGUUCAUUAGGAUCAAUUGAUGAACUGAUUCUAUCAGAGAAUUUCUUUGACGCUCACGAUUAUAUCGAAUCAAUUGAAUCAAACGAUGGGGUUAUUCUUAUUGAAGGUACUGAUGAUGAUUUUGAUGAUGCAAAAGAGGACGAUGGUGCUGCUAUUAGAAUGAGUAACUCUCAAAAGUAUCGUGACAACGUUAUUGGUGAAUUGAUUAACCAAAAAAGAGUCUCUGCCAAGAUCAAUGCCGAACAACUCUCCAUUGAUGAAACUGAUGCCGCAACUAUUACCACUACAAUCCAACGUAAAAAGAAUGAGGCUAACGAUGAUUUAUAUCCAUUGGACAUCCUUCAAACUGAGCCACCGGUUCCAAGACGGAAGACUAUUGAAGAUAGUAGCUGUACUCCACCAUCGUUGCUUCAAUUUUUCAAAAAGAAUGUUGGAAAAGAUAUGUCUUCAAUUGCUAUGCCAGUUACGGCAAAUGAACCUUUGACGAUUCUUCAAAAAUUCGCAGAAAUUUUCGAGUAUACUCAUCUUAUUGACAAAGUUGUGGAGUACGAUAUGGCUGAAGGCGAGAAAAUCUUACAUAUUUCAGCCUUUGCCAUCAGUUAUUUGUCAUCAUUUAGAUCUAAGGAACGUAAUAUUCGAAAACCGUUCAUGCCGUUAUUAGGGGAAACUUAUGAACUUGUUCGUGAUGAUUUAAACUAUCGUCUUAUUCUUGAAAAAGUUUGCCAUAAGCCACCGAUUUUCUGUCUCCAUAUUGAUAAUGCCAAUUGGGAAAUUAGCAGCACUAUUAUGCCAGUUAAUAAGUUCUGGGGAAAGUCUCUUGAACUCAUCAAUAAAGGGUCAUUCAAAUUGACAUUUAAAGCAUCUGGGGAGGUAUACGAAUGGAACCAACCAACCACUUUAUUGAGGAACUUGAUUGCCGGAGAAAAAUAUAUUGAACCGGUGGAUAGUAUUACCAUCAACUGCUCUACUGGUGAGAAAUCAGUGGUAGAAUUCAAGCCUGGCGGAAUGUUCACUGGAAGAUCGGAAGAAGUGACGAUCAAAGCCUAUGAUGCUAAUGACAAGUUACGAAAUGUGAUCAUCAAGGGUAGUUGGAAAGAGAAGCUCUUCUUGGCACCUUUUGCAUCGAUCAAUAGUAAAAAGAAAGCAGGAGAAGCCGAUAAUGAAACGGAAAUCUGGGCAGCCAGUCCACUACUUCCUAACUCUCAGAAGAAAUGGGGGUUCACGAACUUUGCGGCCCAACUUAAUGAAAUCACGGUUCUUGAGGAGAAGAAAUUGCCACCAACUGAUUCACGUCUUAGACCAGAUCUUCAAAAAUAUGAAAAUAGCGAUGUUGAUACCGCCGAAACUCUCAAGGUUGAGCUCGAACAACAACAAAGAGAACGUCGUAAAGAGAUGGAAACUAGUGGAGAAAAACAUGUUCCAAAGUUUUUCGCUAAAGAUAUAACUGAUUCCAAUGAUGAUGAUAUCCUAUUGAAUUGGAAUUUUGUGACAGGAGAAAAGAGUUACUGGAAUAGAAGAAAAACUCAAGAUUGGGAAGAUUUGCUACAACUCUAUGAAACCCAAUGGUGA
Molecule: messenger RNA, 3357 nt
Organism: Saccharomycopsis crataegensis
Lineage: Eukaryota; Fungi; Ascomycota; Saccharomycetes; Ascoideales; Saccharomycopsidaceae
Gene: OSH3
Product: oxysterol-binding protein related protein OSH3
Exons: 1
Coding region: 1-3357 (1118 amino acids)
Biological process (GO): exocytosis; piecemeal microautophagy of the nucleus; endocytosis
Cellular component (GO): membrane; cytosol; intracellular membrane-bounded organelle
Molecular function (GO): sterol binding
Source: RefSeq, a predicted model, not a curated record